CCAACUCACGCAGCCCACCGCUCCUCCGUUCGCCGCGACGAACGAGCUUCCUCGCCGGCGCGGCGGGUCUGUGCUGCCAACUCAGGCCGCCCGAUUGGGCGGGCUCCGAGCUGCCGAGGUCGAGGCUUUACAUGAGGCUGCGCGCCACCGUUCGCACCGGUCGGUCCGUCCGCGGCUGCUGCCGUGGCGCGGGGGAGGAGCUGCCUCUCCGACCCGGCGGACUCCUGCACCUAGGGGCUAGGGCAUUUCACAGACUAUUUCGGUGAAUUGGCCGCCCGUGUCCAUUCUAUGUCAAAUUGGUCACCUGAAUCUACUUCUGCUAUCUGCAUGUACAAACUUACAGAAUUGACACCCAAAUUUGACUCAGGUUCGACGCCUCUGUCCAUGUGACUAACACUGUGCCCUUGGCUAAUUUAUGAAGAGCAAACUGUACCGCCACCCAAUAGAUAAGAUGUAGACAGCAUUGAUGUCACAGCUACAAAUGCUGUUAGAAAGUGUUUUUUUUAUUUGGGGCGUGAGAAUCGUGCCUUGGCCAUGUGAUAAGACAGCGGUGUGUAUCAUGAAUUUAAAUCAUUGUUGCAGAAUUAAUCUAUUUCUUAAGGUGUGGAAUUUGGUACUAUGCUCCGGAGAUAAUUUUCCUGCCAAGUGCUUAUCUUUUUUGGUUUCAAGUAUACGUGUUUACAAAAGAAAAGAUGUGCAAAAAUUCGUUAGAUUUUGCAGAAAUAUGUCUUCCAGUGUUUAAAAGAACAAAUUCGAGAGUAGGACAUGAUAUUUAAAUGUUUAAAAAAGAAGUGGAGGUAAACAUCAAAAUUCUUCUCUGCACAUCCUGUCAAUACACAUCUUUUUCUUUUUGAGAAUUCAACAGGCAAUAAUUUUUAUUGUCUUCUACAUUAAUCUUGCCUGUGAUGUAGAAAUAUGGAUAUUAUCACUGUAAUAAAUGCAAACCUAAGUUUAUCUCAAAUACCUUGACUCAAUCCUGGCACAUAAAUGUCAUAUCAUAUUAUCAUCCUUACAUAACUUAUUGCACAACGCCCUACCUAUUUUUUUAGAUCAACAGGCUUAUCGCCCUGUUCCAUUUCCAAAGCAAGGCCCUACCUUGUGCUAACCAUGUCGAGUUUGUAUAUAUAUAGAUCAACCUGGCAUGUGUCCAAUCAACCCACAACAAAACAGAGCUCAACAAAAAUGGCACCCACCGAAGUCAAGCAUAGCUCUCAGGAUUUGCUCCAGGCUCAAGUUGACCUUUGGCACCACGCAUUGGGGUUUGUCAAGUCCAUGGCACUCAAAUGUGCAAUGGAACUGCAAAUCCCCAACACCAUCCAACACCAUGGUGGGGCUAUGACCCCUUCGGAGCUGGCCACAAAGAUCGGGCUCCAUCCGUCUAAGCUUCCCCGCUUACGACGACUAAUGCGUGUGCUCACCGUAUCAGGCAUCUUUGUUGUCCAUGAAGCAGCCUCCGCAGACAAGGAGGCUGUGUACGGGCUUACCCCAACCACAUGCCUCCUUGUUAGCGAUGAAGUUAAAUCAAACUUAUUUCCCAUUGUGACUUUGAUGCUUGAUUCAACUGUCAUUACCCCUUUCUUUGGCAUGCACUCAUGGUUCCUAGAUGAGCAUUCCGUGUCCAUGUUCAAAAAGGCUCAUGGCGUUACCUUUUGGGAGAUGGCUGACCAGGAUAAUACUUACAACCAGCUAAUCAAUAAUGCAAUGGUUUCUGAUAGUAACUUUCUCAUGGAUAUCAUCUUGAGGGAGUGUGGUGAUGUAUUUGUUGGAAUAAACUCACUUAUUGAUGUCGCUGGAGGCCAUGGUGGAGCUGCCAGGGCAAUUGCGAAGGCGUUCCCGCAAAUGAAAUGCACCGUUUUGGAUCUUCCCCACGUGGUUGCAAAUGCUCCUUCUGAUGAGCAUGUGCCCUUUAUUUCUGGGGAUAUGUUCGAGUACAUUCCACCAGCGAAUGCUCUUUUCCUGAAGUGGGUUUUUCAUGAUUGGGGCGAUGAAGACUGUGUCAAGAUACUGAAAAAGUGCAAGGAAGCUAUCCCUCCCAGAGAUGCUGGUGGGAAAGUGAUAAUUGUAGAUAUGGUGGUUGGAUCUGGGCCAGAUGAGAUAGUUACAAGGGAGACACAGGUUUUCUUUGAUCUCUUUAUUAUGUAUCUUGAGGGAAUAGAGCGAGAGGAAUUUGAGUGGAAAAAGAUAUUCAUGGAAGCUGGGUUCACUGAUUACAAAAUUAUAUCAGUGCUGGGCGUUAGAUCUGUUAUUGAGCUCUACCCUUGAACACGGUGAAUAAAUUACAGCGUAAUCGGUGUUGUAUGUUCAUAAACUGGCAUGAACAGCAUGUGUGCUGUCUUCUGAUGUGCCUGUGUCUUGGUGUGAGUGUAAUACGUUAUUGUAUGUUUGCAAGUCGUUGUGAUCCAUAAGUUAGUGCUCUUACUACAAGACAAAUAUAUGUGGCAGGUUAUAUAGAAUCUGCCCUGGUAGUGUAUAUAAACUACCAUCUGCAGCCUGGUGUAUUUUUAGUUUAUGUUUAUAAUAAAUAAUGUCAAGAUGAUAUGUGCCUGUUUCAGUGCCCA
Molecule: messenger RNA, 2558 nt
Organism: Brachypodium distachyon (stiff brome)
Lineage: Eukaryota; Viridiplantae; Streptophyta; Magnoliopsida; Poales; Poaceae
Product: acetylserotonin O-methyltransferase 1
Exons: 3
Coding region: 1108-2262 (384 amino acids)
Biological process (GO): methylation
Molecular function (GO): protein dimerization activity; S-adenosylmethionine-dependent methyltransferase activity; O-methyltransferase activity
Source: RefSeq, a predicted model, not a curated record